AUGCAGCCAUUUCCAUGGAGUGGAGUGUUGAAUGGGACAAAUUAUAUUCAAUACAAUGAGAUAAACUAUAGUUAUGGGCGGAUUGUUGGGAGAAAGAAGAGAAGUAAACGGAGGUUUCUUCCUCCUAGGUUGAAGUCGGCGAGGCAGUAUCCGAUUCCCAUGCAUAGCCAACAAGUUCGGGUCAAAAAAUCAGAUGCUGAGAAGACCAAAGCUAGUUCAGAUCAUUUUCAUGUAACUGCUGAGGAACAACCAAAACUCCAUGGAAAUACUUCAGUCAUGAUCAAAAACAUCCCCAAUAGCUUCCAGAGGAUUGAUUUGCAAAGGAAACUGGAUGAUCACUGUCGAACUGAAAAUACGAAAGCUCAGCCAGGGUCUUAUUUCUGCAAAUCUGCAUAUGAUUUCCUUUAUCUGCAAAUGGAUUUUGGGUUUCACUUGAAUCUGGGAUUUGCUUUUGUCAAUUUCACGAGUCCCAUUGCUGCAUCAAGAUUUUAUAGAGCCUGGAACAACCGAGAAUGGAGGUGUGGUGAUAGCAGAAAGAAAGUUUGUGAAAUUGAUGUUGCAAAAUUCCAGGGAAAAGAUGAAUUGAAAGAGAAGUUACAGGACUCAGUGUUCAGGUGUCAUACAAACGAGUACUUGCCGGUGGUUUAUUCCCCGGCACGAGAUGGUUUCAACAACUCCGGACCAAGGCUCGUUGGCAGACAAUCACACGACGAGACCACUACAUCAAAGGAUGAUGAUAAGGUCAUGAUCAUGGCCCGAAGGAAGAACAGAAAACAAGUCUGA
Hibiscus syriacus is the source of this 783-nucleotide messenger RNA. RefSeq names its product protein terminal ear1 homolog. The record is from RefSeq and is a predicted model, not a curated record. Bases 1 to 783 code for a protein of 260 amino acids. The transcript has 4 exons. Gene Ontology annotation, molecular function: nucleic acid binding. NCBI's taxonomy places the organism in Eukaryota, Viridiplantae, Streptophyta, Magnoliopsida, Malvales, Malvaceae.